This is a messenger RNA of Onychostoma macrolepis, 3588 nucleotides long. It is a transcript of the gene exoc3l4, whose product is annotated as exocyst complex component 3-like 4. Gene Ontology annotation, biological process: exocytosis; exocyst localization. The record is from RefSeq and is a predicted model, not a curated record. The coding region runs from base 411 to 2672 and encodes 753 amino acids. Gene Ontology annotation, molecular function: SNARE binding. Lineage: Eukaryota; Metazoa; Chordata; Actinopteri; Cypriniformes; Cyprinidae. Gene Ontology annotation, cellular component: exocyst. The transcript is spliced from 13 exons.
CAGUGGUAGGCACAAUUAUAUUUAUGGGAAUCUGAAAGUGAAGUGUAAUCAUAUUUCAGAAACACUGACUCUUACAACAAGUCAGUGAACACAGUGAUUUCUCUGUCGAGAACUGUAUUGAAUCUGAAACUAAAAUCUGAAGUUAGUUCCUGGAGCAGCGCGCCCCAAUGCACCUAUUCAGUGACGUUUCAAGGUGAAUACCAAAAGCGCUUUUGUGAUAAGCAGGUUUUUCGCAGCUCUGUAUUCACUGGGAAUUUAUCAGUUUAUUUUUGCGGUUGAACCUGUCGGUGCAGCGCGUUUGCCAGCUGUUUGAUUUGAGCUUUUAUGUGACAAGUGAAGGAUAAUUGCCAGCGCGAGACUUUUGACAAGGAACUCGGAUCUCGGGCUUGAUCCGACUGUUGCAUGGUCAAAUGGCAGAAACUACAAAAGAAGAAGUAGACGAUGGAAAUGAAGUUAAUGACCCAUCAGAAUGGGAUGAGGAUACAACCAAGGGUUUGAAAAAUAGUGGAGAACAGAUGGGAAGUCCAGUCAAAGAGAAGAGUCUUGGAGUCUUGAAGUCAUUCAGAAGGAAUUUGAAAGGGUUCAGCCCUAAGACACAGAAAGACAAAAGGUCAGAGAACACAGACGACCAAAGCUCAAAUUCUCCAUUACGACCACCACUCUCUCCAAUUGAAAUAACAGGUUCACUGGCAAGGAGAGGGGCAUCGAUCAAGCAGAGCUUUAGUCUGGGUACUAAAAAAGGCAAACACGAACCACUUGAACCUGUCACAGAGGCCAUGACUUUAUCUGAAGAGCAGACCGAGGUCGUAGACACAGUGUUGAAGCUCAGAGACACAUAUACUCUGCCAGAGAUACCACCUAUGCCUUUGUCAGUAAUGGAGAUUAACAAACUCAUAGAGUCAGAACAUUUAGAGGAGGCCUACGUGAAUCUACUGUCACUACGUCAGGAGCUUCAGCGGGAGCUUCAAGCUCUGGAUCAAGAAGACUGUCCCAUCGAACUUGUCAAUAAAGAGAAAGACAUCCGUCUGCUCUAUGGCACACUAAGGAAGAAAAUGUCUGCCAUUGUAUGUAACUCCAGUGCUCUUCCCUCGUGCAAUAAAGAGCUGUUGGUGUAUGUAGCAUACAUUAUCCUGGAGGAAGAGAAGAGACAGGGAGAGCCAGGAGAGAUGCAGGGAUGGAGGGAAGCAUGGAGGGAUGCGGUACUAAACGGGGUUCGAGAUACACUGGAGAAAAUUCCUCUGGAAAGCCGCAAGCAGAACGCUUCCUGGCUGGCAGUGCAUCUGGGGCUUGUGGGUAAAGCUGUGAAGGAGGAUUUGCAGAGAGUGAAGACUGAGCUUCUGAGCUCAUAUCCAGCAGACUUUAAUGUGUUUGAAACGUAUGUGUCCUGCCACCAUGAGACUGUAGGAGAGCAUCUAAAGAGUCUUCUGGAAAAGGUGACAGUGCUGAAAGAUUACUACGCUCUUCUAGAUUUCAUUAUUCAACGCUACCCCAGUGAGAAGAUAAUGGGAAGCAGCUCUCUGCAGCCUGAGUUGAAGGAAGAUCAGAGAGCGCUGCCAGUGGACAAAGGUUUCCUUGAUCAGAUAAAAGACAAAUACUGUGCUCGCUUACAGGAUGACAUGAAAACAUCACUGAACAGAAUUAUUGACUUGGAGCAUGAGGAAAUGUGGAAAGAAAAAAGAAAUCCAGUGAUUGAUGAGGGAAUCUACAGCUCACACAUUGACAUGGACAUCUGGACGCAUAUUAAAGGCCAUGUACAAGGAUCCAGAAGAAUCGAUGUGAACCUUGAGCAGAAGGUUGUGCGUUCCUGUUUGGAGGAACUGAAGACCUUUCCAAAACGGUUUGAGUCGGCGUUUGUUGAGUGGAGCAGUCCUCUCUCUAACUCCUCUCUCUGGGCAGAGUAUCACAUCAGCUACAUCAAUAGCUUUAGUGCCCUGAAAGAGCACAUGGAGAGCUAUAAAGACACCAGCCCGAUUCAGCUGGAGCUGGUUCAAAAAGAAAUAGAUAGACUGACCACCAGUUUGAGUCGAGCUGUGAUGGAGAACUUCAAAACAGAUGUCCAGCCCUUCCUCAGGAGACAGAUGACAGCGAAAUGGUUUUUAUUUGAUGAAGACUUUUCACAGCUGAUCCGCAGAACUAAGACUCUUUCUGAACAGAGCAAGUACAUGACCCUAAAACAUAAACAGGCUUUCGUGAAUGAAGCUCACUUUUUUGUGGUAAAAGAAUAUGUAUCUCAGCUGAUGAAGAAUAACUACAUGUGCAAAAACAGGAAGAAUGAGACAGCUGCCACUAAGAUCACAAAUCAGUGGGAGGAACUGAAGGAGACCUUCCAAGAUAUGAACUCCUCCUUAGAUUGGCUCCAUCCAGUCGGGCACCAGCUGAGCAAUAUCAUUGGGUGCAAAAAAAGUGAUGUAAAAAAUAACCUAGAGACAUUAGUUGAGAACUAUCCAGAUAUCAGGAAGGGUCAUCUCUCAGCUUUGCUGUACUUCCGGGGAAUUAUAAGAGGCAGGGAAAAGCAUACUAUACUACAGCAGCUGGCAGAGCUGAAACAGAAAUCAGGGAAUACUGGGAAUAGAGAGCAGGCUCUCUUUAGUGAGAUACAAGCAGCGGUUAACACAGACUGCCUGGCUGGUACACCCUUCUCCUGUCUGUCCUUCAUUGUACCAGACAGCUAAUGCAUUUCAUUUGAUUUGAAGUGGACCAUGUCUAAUGUAUGAGCAAUAAGGAAUGUUUUUAUUACUCUAUGAAUCCUUCAUAGUUUUGAAACAUUGUUGCCUUUUUGGGGGAAAAAAAGAUGAGGUAAAGAUGGGCUAAAAAUGUUUUUAGUGUGUUGUGAUCAAAUGUAUGCCAUUUGUUAAUGUUAAUUAAUUAGUAAAUAAUGAUACCACUAGGUCUUGAAAUGUGGUAUUUCUAGAUGCCAUAUCCUAGUCGAGAAGCUCUCUCAAAAAUGCAUGCCAGUUUCAGGAAUCCUCUACAAACAUAUUCAAUGUUAAAUUGAUGUCUUUCUGAUCGUCUUCACUCAGAAAUUGCUUAUUACCGCUGUAAGUAGUAAAUAAGUGAAAUAAGUUGUAAAUGUUGUGAACCCUAUCUUCUCUACACCACCAGAGGUCUCUAUAAACAACAAACAGCAGUGCACUUUCCAAUAUCUUUAUUAGCAUUAUUAUUCUAAAUUACUGAUCAGUUUAAUAUUUUUUCCUAUGCUUGACUCUCCGUUUUCAACAAUUAGUAUUUGAAAACGUUCAUUUGGUUUUAAAUUAAUUUUCAGGAUUUUAAACUUGGACUGUUUUUUCGGGCCUCUAGCGGUUGAAGCGUAAAACUGCAUGCUGCUUGCGGAAUUACAUUGUUGUUGUAAUUAAUGCGAGUUAUUGCAGAUGAUAAUCACUUUAUCAGUGGAUCUGACAACAUCAACACUUCAACCACUACCAGUAAAUAAAUAAAUCUAUUUUUGAAAGAAAUGUAAAUAUCUAAAACAUAUAUAUUGAGCAGGGAAGCAGCUUAUAUACUUUUUGUUUUAAAAUAAAGUUUAAAAAUUAUGAAGGUUAUCAGGUUUAACCAUUGUUAAUAAUAAUAAAAACGUUGUUUUGUAAACCA